Messenger RNA from Prorocentrum cordatum, 693 nucleotides. The record is from the annotation of a GenBank genome assembly. NCBI's taxonomy places the organism in Eukaryota, Dinophyceae, Prorocentrales, Prorocentraceae.
AUGGUCUGGGACACCACCGACACGCACUUCGGGCUGGCCCGCCAAGAUGUCGCCAGCUUGCAGCGCAUGCCGAUCGAGUGGGUCCAGGCCGUGAUGCCCGUCCUGAUGCGGUUGUCUCUCAGGCACGAGCAGGGCCUAAGCCAGCUCGAGGCCGCCAGCUACAGGCACGUGCAGUUGCCCACCAAGCACGACGUUGUCCAGUCGAUGCAGCUGACUGCGAAGUACUACGGCACGGAGGCCGCCAGGAUCAGGAAAGACAAGAGGGAGCAGCUGGAGUCGGGCCAGACGGUCGACGAGCUGGUGGCCCUGGGCAUCCCCCACCCGCACGUGUGGAUGGCGCUGGUGGGCGCCCUCGUCGCACAGGGCGAGAAGAUAGGUCAGCAGAACCUGGCGGCUCUUACGCAGUACCAGCAGAAGGCCAGGCAGGAGCGCCCGACCAACAGCACCCUAGCGGACGACAUUCACCAUUGUCGAAUGCAAAGCACCCACAAUGGAGAGAUGACGAAGAUCUGGAUUGCGGUGGACCCUCCCACGCUCGAGAACACAGUGGUCAGCUCUAUGGCCGACGUGGGCUCAACGGACCCAGCGGACGUCGGCGAGUCUGCGACCCAGGGGAUCCCAGAGAGUACCUCCGUCCUCGACCCAGGCUACGACUCCGUCACUUUCCGCGCCCCCGACUCAGAGGAGACCUGA